AUGCGUGUUGAGUUCGGCCUUUGUACCCACGAUCAAAUCGCUCGUCUAUUCUCACAUUUUUACCCAAUUCGUGUGCACAAAACGUCCAUCGAAGCCAGUCAACCAGCACCUCUACAUCCUCUAGCUUGGAAUUUUUCCCUUAAGAUUCCACCAAACUCGGUCAGCUCUGCUCAAAUCCAAGGCUUCCUCUUGAUGCACAAAGAUGAUUCAGAAGGGGCACUUCAUGACGUUGCUCACUUCGUGGAAGAACUGAGUCAUAAACCAGUUUCAUUAACUCAAUAG
Molecule: messenger RNA, 282 nt
Organism: Protopolystoma xenopodis
Lineage: Eukaryota; Metazoa; Platyhelminthes; Monogenea; Polystomatidea; Polystomatidae
Source: the annotation of a GenBank genome assembly